UCAACUGAAGGGCUGAGUGAGUGAGACACGGAGGAUAAGAUAAAGUAAAAAGAAAGACAUGUGACAGUGAAUACUUGCAGGAACUACCUGAACAGUUAAAUUUCUACUUUUUAUGGGAGGCAGAAAACAAAACAACUACCUGUGGAGAUGGGAAGCACCACCCCCCCAUUGUAUCUCAAUGUGAGUGAGAAGAUGAUCAACUCGACAUCAGACCCUGCUAAGAAUGAGGAGGCUUACAGUGAGGCAACAAUGAUCCUGCUGGGCAUGAUCAUGUCCUUACUCGUCCUCUGUAUAGUCUUUGGCAACAUCCUGGUCAUAAUAGCGAUCGCCCGCUUCCAGCGUCUCCAAAAUGUCACCAACUGUUUCAUCACGUCCCUGGCCUGUGCUGACCUGGUAAUGGGUCUCAUUGUGGUUCCUUUCGGUGCCUGUUACAUCAUCUUCAAGACCUGGCACUUUGGUAGUUUCUGGUGUGAGUUCUGGACUGCGACUGAUGUGCUUUGUGUGACUGCAAGCAUCGAGACCCUGUGUGUCAUAGCUAUAGACCGUUACUUGGCCAUUACUUCUCCCUUCCGCUACCAGUCGAUGCUGACCAAAGGCAAGGCUCGCAUUGUGGUCGUGCUGGUGUGGGUGAUUGCAGCCUUGAUAUCGUUCCUGCCCAUCCACAUGAAGUGGUGGAUAUCAGAUGAUAAGGAAGCUAAGGAGUGCAUUGAGGACAGUAACUGUUGUGAGUUCUACACCAACAUGGCUUAUGCCAUUACCUCCUCUAUCGUCUCCUUUUAUAUCCCUUUGGUCAUCAUGGUUUUUGUCUACAGCCGUGUUUUCCAGGAGGCCAAGCGCCAGCUGAAGAAGAUUGACCAAAGUGUUGGACGUUUUCAUAACAGUGACAGCAACCUCAAAUCUCUUGAGGCCAACAAUGGGCGUGGCCAGAAAAAGGCCAAAUUUUGCCUGCGGGAACACAAAGCCCUAAAGACUCUGGGGAUCAUCAUGGGGAUCUUCACUCUGUGCUGGCUGCCCUUCUUUCUGCUCAAUGUGGUGGUGGCCAUAUGGAAGGUGGAGGACAUCGACCUCACAUUUAGGAUUCUCAACUGGAUAGGUUACGCGAACUCUGCCUUCAACCCGCUAAUUUACUGCCGCAGUCCUGAGUUUAGAUAUGCCUUCAAGGAAAUCCUCUGCAUGAAGAGGAACCGCCUCAGCAACCCAGGACCUGUUAAUGGAUACAUCUACAGUAGGCACAGCUGGCAGAGUGAGCAGCAGGGGAGAAGUAAGGGCAGCUCGGAAGACAGUGACACCCAUGAAGGGUGCAUGGGGAAGGGAGCGGGGGUUUGCAGCGUUGUGGACAGAACAGUGGACCCCAACGGAAAUUGCAGCAAAGCCCUAACAACUGUAACAACAGUCCUUUAAACCUGGAGCUCUGCGACGUCUGUCAACAGGGUCAUCCGUUAAUGUUUACACUGCUAUAAUGAACUUUUUCCAAUUGACUAUUGAAGGUAAGGCCAGUCAAACUGACUGGAGACUGCUUUAAAGAAACUGUAAUAAUCAUGUUCAGCUGAGGAAAGUGUUCUUCUUCCUCAGUGAUUAAAUAGAUAGAUCACUUUUCUUUGUUACAUUUAUCAUGUUGAUUUUAAAUCUACCUCACCACAUUUUCUUCAAUAUUUGUUUCUUAACCGUUUAUCUAAACUAUUUCACAUUGACUCACUGUCCACAGAGUUACACUAGGGCAGUAUCUCAGCAGUUUAUUUACUCUACUAAAUGGUCUCUGAAUGAUAUAAAGUAAUUGUUAAUUACCUGGCUCCAAUUUUAUUCGCAGGCAUGUUUUUUAUAUCUUGGCAUUCUUAGCGAAAGAUCACAUAAUUUACUCGCAAGAACAUGUUUAUGUGUUUCGAAGGAAAUGUUGGAGGCUGUAAAGUCUGUUCAGGCAAUCCAAUUCAGCGUGGAUAGUGAAUAAUAUAUUUAUACAUGAAUACAUUCCAAACCAACCAAGAUUAAAUUCAAUUUUCCAGUUUUUGAUAGAUUUUCUAAUGUGAAAGAUGAUCAACACCAGGUGUGGCAGAAUCUGUCUCUCCCUCUCUCUCUCUCUCUCUCCUCAGUGCUCUGUAAUGUUGUCAGGCCCAGCUCCCUGCAUGCUCUAAUGUUUUACAGCCUGUUGCAUGGGAGUUUCUGUUGCCAGCAGAUAGUAGAGGAGAUAAGAAGGCUCAUAGUUAUCUCCCCGAUGUAAGCUGAGAAACGCCAGGGGCCAUCCUCUGUUAGUCACUUGAUAAAGCUUGCAAGCUUGUGUAUGUAUCAGCAAGAUUCCAUUGUCAGCCCGAAAGAUACCUAAUACACUUCGGUCCAAAGCAGGCAGCAUUGUUGUUAAUCCUAGGUAUUGACCUUUAAAACUUGCAGCUGUUGUAUAAAUUUCAGUGCAUUAUUGUUUUAAAACCUUUGCUACUGCACAGUCCAAACCAGUUAUAUCUUGCGUUCAGUCCACUGGUUCAUUUUUGAGACAUGCAACCAUUAUUUGGUACAUUAUAUUGCCGUUACUUAAGUGUACUAUUAGGGGUAGAAAACUGUUAUUGUUUCUUUUCCUUUCUGCUGGUGGCAAAAGAAAUGGUUUUCCCUAUUGUUGCACAAUCCCUAUUUGUUUAUGACAUUUUGUGGUUGCUGUGCUUCAGUAUGUACAGUGUUUACUGAAACUAGAGAAGCUGUUUCCUCAGCCAUGGCACAAGGGUACAAACGACGCACUAUAAUAAACAGAGCGUCAAAAUAGCCAAGUGAUAACAAAGUUCCAGGUCCAAGAUGUGCUAGUGGCUACUCAGGCCUGUAAACACAGAUGAGAAAAUCAGUCAGUCAGCACUCCUGAGCUGUGCACCUAUGUGCUUCCUGCCUGACAUGUCCCAGAAUCUGCUCAUUGUAAACGGAUGUCUGGAUCAUCAUGAAAUCUGUCAGUGUUUGGAAUGAGCGCUCAGGAGUGUGUUGGGUAGUUCCCCAGCUGUUUCAGUCAGUUUCAGCGAGUGUCCUUUUCUCGGUGUGCCGUCUCCGGGAAAUACCCUAAACCAGCUGAGCCCAGCCCAAUAAAUACAAAUAAAUGCAUUAUCUCUGCUGUUUAGCUGGAGAAUCAAAUAAUGCCUUCCUAAACCAAACAUUGAGAUAGAUUAGUAGAUCACAAAGUAUACAGUUCUCAGUUUUCAGGCUGUGAGGUGAUCCAAAGAGCCAGCAUGAAAUGAUUGUCUUAUCAUUCGUCUUAAGAUCACAGGCUCCAGGGACUGUUGUGUCGCCUUUUGACGUAUUAAUGAAGGAUGAGUACUUAGUAUGCAGGGCUUUAAAUUGAGGAUUACCCCCACUUUUCCCAGUCAAAAUGGCAGGCAAGUCCAUUACUCCAAGAGAAAUAAUGGAGGUGUUGCAGUGGAUCCAGUCAGGUUAGCGUUCUGAUCGAAGUGACAGCAUGCUAAAUGUGGCUCCUAAAGGCAGGAGGGGGAGCAGGGAUUCUCUGCCAGUCUAAAUCCGUGUUAGUGACCUGUGUUUUAGUGCAUGUGGCGUUGCCCCUGGAGUAAGGUCAGCUGACGCUGUCAAAACUGUGAACUUUGAAUCUCUAUGUACUGUAUUGCUAGGUUUGGUCAGCACUGUUGUCACAGACCUUAGGAAUAGACGUAAAUGUGGUGUCAUCAUACGUCAAUGUUUGCCGAGCUAAAAACAAGCUUUCCACUAUGUUCUUUUUUCCUGUUUUUCUUUUUCACUGAAUAACAUCAAAGUAAAUGUGCACCAGGGUUUCUCAACAUUUUGACUGUACAGCAUGCACAAAGCAUGAACAGACAAAGAUUUUAGACCAAGAUUUUGAUAAGAGACUAUUGUAUUUAUUCACACACAAUGAACUGAAGCUUAACUAAUAAGUCACUGCUUGCUUAGAAAAGGAAAACACAUGUUCAAGUCAAUUUAAAACAUCUGCCAUUUGUUUUAAUGCACUUUGCAAAUUAUCUUUUGCAUGUCAAAUCUGUAUUUGUGGUGGUGUGUUUUGUGGACUUUGGUGCCAUUACCUUUCAAAGUGAUCUAUUUAGUCCAAGUGGAGUAAGGCUGUGAAGAAUAUAUCCACACUGCUCCCUCCUGGCAGUGGCCUCUCUUUGCACCUCAGCUGUCUCAGAGUUAUUGACGGUUACUGUUUCAUCAAUAUGCCUAUAUAUUAAUGAAUGUAAUUCAUGUCUUCACCUCCCUAUGCUGUAGGACACAACACAGUUAAGUGCAAUGACUCUUGAAUGAUUAGCUGACACUACAACAUUCCAAGCAUGGCUGAAGGUAUGAAACCAUAUACCAUGCCUACUGAUGCAUAUAAUGUACAUUCUGUUCUCUCACCAAUCUUUGACUGUAGAUUACUCAUAUUACCAUCUGGUGUAUGGUUAUACCAACUCUGCUAAUAUAAAAGACUCUUUUUAAAGUGCAUUCUGGUUACGGACAAGUCUUAGGGGAUAUAUUAUAAAGUGGCACAUAUAUUUUCAGUGUUAAAGAAAUUUCAUAUGAGUAGAUUAUUUAUGGUUACAAACAGCUUAAGCAUUUUGAUGUACGUCAUGCAACAUCACAUUUUAAACUGAUCAAGGGUCAGGUGAGCUAAACUAAUUCAGUCCUUACUGGUUCAUUACUGUUACUUUUGACUAAAAGUCUCCUUUUGUGUACCCCACAAUAACAGCUCCCCCAUGACUUAGAUUAGGUUUGUCACUGACUUAAAGCAGCACUGUAUAGCACUUUUUCAUGAGACACUUGUAGAUUUUUAGGCAUCGAAUCCUAUUUAAGUUCAUGAACUGUAAACAAAUAAUGGCUGGAGAGUUAUGCUGUUCACUUGUAUCAUAAUAUCUUUGUGGUCCUCUCUCAUGUGCAUGAGGAAGUUGUCUUUCCUGUUUGCAAUAAAAAAUGAGGACUCGUGAGAAAUGAUUGCUGCAGAGUCUGGGCACAGACGUUGUUAAAAGUGGACUAUUCUAAAAAGUUGAUGUAUGUGAAUGUGAAUUUUUUUUUAUAUAUCAAAGAUAAAUAUUGCUUCAGCCAAAAGUAAACCUAUUAGAUGUGAACUUCUUUCAUGGCCAGAUUGAAAAUGUGGUCAAUCAGCUGAAUGUUUACUAAAUGUUUUGUUUUGCAAGUUACUUUCGCACAAGUUUUUGUCACUGUUUGUUGAGGCAAUGAAGCCUGUUACAAAAUGUGGUGUCCUGUGGUAUUUAUGAAAAGCAAGUAUGCUUAAAUGCAAAUAUGUGCUGUAACAUUUAAAUAAAUUAUAUACAUGUUGCAUGUAAAGUCCUCA
Scomber japonicus (chub mackerel) is the source of this 5257-nucleotide messenger RNA. It is a transcript of the gene adrb2a, whose product is annotated as adrenoceptor beta 2, surface a. Gene Ontology annotation, cellular component: membrane. Bases 148 to 1401 code for a protein of 417 amino acids. Gene Ontology annotation, biological process: adenylate cyclase-activating adrenergic receptor signaling pathway; norepinephrine-epinephrine-mediated vasodilation involved in regulation of systemic arterial blood pressure; negative regulation of smooth muscle contraction. Gene Ontology annotation, molecular function: norepinephrine binding; beta2-adrenergic receptor activity. The record is from RefSeq and is a predicted model, not a curated record. NCBI's taxonomy places the organism in Eukaryota, Metazoa, Chordata, Actinopteri, Scombriformes, Scombridae. The transcript has 2 exons.